Fusarium coffeatum is the source of this 2967-nucleotide messenger RNA. RefSeq lists its product as uncharacterized. The transcript is spliced from 4 exons. Lineage: Eukaryota; Fungi; Ascomycota; Sordariomycetes; Hypocreales; Nectriaceae. The record is from RefSeq and is a predicted model, not a curated record. The coding region runs from base 1 to 2967 and encodes 988 amino acids. Gene Ontology annotation, molecular function: protein binding.
AUGGCUGCGGAGGCCGUUGGCAACAAGGCUGCCACCCCGCCCAUGCGCUUGCUCACUUUCCAGGAUCUCCCGGCUGAGAUUCAGCAGGAUAUCUUGUCGCAUUGCUCGCAGUCUGAUCUGAUCUGUUGUGCUCUUGUCUCUCAGCACUUCCGUGAGCUUGCAUCUGCCAUACUCUAUCGCAGCUUCAAUAUCCUGUUUCCUGAUGACGACGAUGUGAGAUUCGAAUCACCGAUUGAUGGCCUCGCAGGCGGCCUCGACACAUUCACUACAAGCGACUAUAACUAUGCAAAGCAUCUAAGGGAGUUGUCCAUGGACACAGUUAGCACUGGCGUCAAAGCUGAACAUGCAUAUAAACCAUAUCUUUACAGUGCCAGUUGCGGAAAAUUUCUUAACACAUUGUUAUAUUUGACGUUGAAGAAAGCGAAAUCUCUCGAGUCGUUCCGAUGGAACAUCAGGGUUGAACUUAGUAGACCUGUCUAUCGUGAGCUUCACAAGAUUUCAACGCUGACCAAGUUUCACAUUCGUCUUCAAGCUGGCGACACGUACUACAUGACGCCGCCACCUCUUCCGCUCACUCUAGAUGACAUUCCUCCAGCCUCGACUCAUUGGGCCGAUAUUCCUCCUCCACCUCCUCCUGGACCUCCCCCAGCAAUGUUCACAGCUCCCUUAGCUGGUCCUAUGUCAUCUCUGCCGCUCAUUUCGUCGCCUCCCCCUCUUCUGUCAACUUCAAAGCAGUUCUCAAAAUCAAAGGCGAACAAACGCGAUCCUACAGUUCAAGAACCUCCAACGCUUUCGGGUUUCAAAAUGCUGAAGAGUCUUUCCGUUCUUGAUAUAGACAGUCUCGACUUGGCCACGGAGCUUAAAACUUGCAUCCGAAAUUCAUCCUCUACCCUCACAGAGUUGCAUCUUUCUUUGUCGGAUUCUUUGGCUCUGCAGGCCAGGCGGCCACCACCUGAUUCCGAUCCGGACGAUUCUGAUGUUGAUGACGAGUUUCAAGUGGUACCUGUUUCUCAAAAUACCAGUUUCGACAACAGUGGCUCUGCCAAAAACUUUCGCUCUCAGGAGGAGCGCAAACUUCAAGAGGGCAUUUUGGGGAGGAUAUUCGACGUCGAACCUUUUAUUGUCAAAAAGCCUGCACUUAACCAAAGUCCUCGCGAAGCAGCGACUAGCCAAGAAGAAGGACAAGAAGCCGAGGAUAACGAAAACUCAGAGGAUCCCCGCGAAGAAUUCGUGUCAUCUCUUCGCAGCGUAUCGACGAGGUUGAUGACACAGCUCAAUGGCACACGCGAUAUCUCUACCGUCCAACAGGAUAUUCUAGACGUCAUUGAGAAAGCUGCGAGAAAGUAUGUCGAUUCAGGCGAAAGUUCCACACAGCAACCCAACGAUUCAUCAGAAAACCCUACUGUCGUGUCUAAAAAUGGGGAGCCGAGUAGUGGGGAUGAUCAGGCGAGCUCAGGACCGGCUGAUACUUUUAAGUUACCUUCAACAUUUGACAAGAAAGAAUCAAAUGACGAUUUGUCACCAGACGAUAUCGAAAUCGAUACGGUAGACGACGUGGAAAUCGAAUCGGAUGGGCAGCAGGCCAAGGAAGUCGAGGGGCAACAAGUUAAACCCAAGCAGCCCGAAAAAGCAGACGCUAGUUCUUCUGUUGCCAACCUGGACGAUCAAGACACAAAUUCGAAUACAGUCCCAGCCACAGAACUGGACAAAGUCGAUACGAACUUAGCUACGCAACGAGUGAAUUAUGAAUCACUCUUGUUGGAACUCCAGCAGCUACAGGGUGAGAAUGAUGCGUUCAUUCAACAGAUCAAGGCAAUGUCUAUUCAAGGCACUGUCGGAGAACUUCAACAAUUUAAGGACUCUGUUACUCAACUCAAACAACUGGGCCAAAGGACUGAACGUGUACGGGGCGCCAUAAAAACUACACACCUUGAAAUAAAAGAGAUUGAGGAUCAGGUCCUCGGCAAAUCUCAAAUCAAUGGUAGUGAAAAGUCCCAACGAUCAAUUGACGAGUACCUACGAGAUACCAGAGGCAUUGCACUGGAAACGUUAAGCAUUCACCUGGUUCCUGUCAAGGCAUCCGUCCUGUCCAGGGCUAUUGACCUCAAGUGCAUUAAAAAUUUAACAUUGCUCAAUGUUGGCAACCAGGCUCCGAUUUGGACACUGCUCUCUAAAGAGAACAAGGUCUCCCCGUUGGCCCUACGCAGUGUCUUUACCGACAACGUGUCGACUGCAUUCUUAAACUGCAUGUCACAACUCGAGGAAUUACAUGAUUUGUUUCUGUUGGAACGAAGCGCUAAACACAAACCUGAGAGUUUCGCACCACGGACUACAGUCACUAUUGACCAGAUUCGCCGGUCAGUACUGAAGAAGCACAUGCAUACCUUAAAGAGAUUGAUGAUCAAGGACGAGUCAAAUAGCAGCGGGUGGGAUGCGAACCAGAAGGCAAUGAUACUUAUCUGCAGCCGUGGAGUACAGCUCGAGGAGCUAGCUCUUAGUAUGAACAUCCAUGCGGUGCACGCUUUCAUGCAGUAUUUUGCUGGACUGACCAGUCUCCGUGCCAUCAAUAUCCUCCGUUUCAGGAAUAACGACACAUGCAUAUGGGUCAUGCGUGAGAUCUUGAACUUCAUCGUCGACAAUCUCUCUCACCACCCCGAGCUAAAACUUGAGUGGAUUGCUAUGGAGGAUGACCGCCUCGACCGCGUUAUUCGCCCUACAGAUAUGCCAGAUGAAGAGGAGAAGCGAAGAGGAAAGGGUAAGGAGAAGGCUACGGUGAGCAGUCAUCACAACAAUCUAAACCUUCCCAUGUUGCCGACAUGGGGGUCAGAUAGCGAGAGUGAGGAUGAUGAUGACGAUGCCUCGAAUUGUGGGAGAAGACUUCGAUUGAAGACUGUUGGUGUCCUCCAAUUUUAUGAAGUUUGGGGCGUCAAGAUUUUUGAUAAGGAGAUUCGAUCUGGCCGACUUUAG